AUGACCACGGUGAUGCGCCGCACUGUGAAGGGAAAGACCACCCCCACCAGCAUGUGGUACGGCGAGGACAGGCCGAAAUGGCUGGGUCCCUUCUCGGGCAACACCCCCUCCUACCUGAGCGGCGAGUACCCCGGCGACUACGGCUGGGACACAGCCGGUCUCUCUGCUGACCCCGAGACCUUCGCCAAGUACCGCGAGAUCGAGGUGAUCCACGCGCGGUGGGCCAUGCUCGGAGCCCUGGGCUGCCUGACCCCGGAGCUGCUUGCCAAGAACGGCGUGUCCUUCGGCGAGGCCGUCUGGUGGAAGGCCGGUGCGCAGAUCUUUGCCCCCGGCGGCCUGGACUACCUGGGCAACCCCUCCCUCGUCCACGCCCAGUCCAUCAUCGCCAUCCUGGCCAGCCAGGUGCUUCUGAUGGGUGCGAUUGAGGGCUACAGAGUGUACGGAGGCCCGGGAGGCGAGGGCCUGGACAAGGUGUACCCCGGCGGUGACUACUUUGACCCCCUGGGCCUCGCCGACGAUCCCGACACCUUCGCCGAGCUCAAGGUGAAGGAGAUCAAGAACGGGCGCCUGGCCAUGUUCUCCAUGUUUGGCUUCUUCGUGCAGGCCAUCGUCACCGGCAAGGGCCCUCUUGAGAACUUGGAGAGCCACCUGGCAGACCCCUCCGUGAACAACGGAUUCGCUGCCGCCACCAAGUUUGUGCCAUAA
Messenger RNA from Coccomyxa subellipsoidea C-169, 705 nucleotides. Its product is annotated as chlorophyll a/b-binding protein P25. Gene Ontology annotation, biological process: response to light stimulus; photosynthesis, light harvesting in photosystem I. Bases 1 to 705 code for a protein of 234 amino acids. The record is from RefSeq and is a predicted model, not a curated record. NCBI's taxonomy places the organism in Eukaryota, Viridiplantae, Chlorophyta, Trebouxiophyceae, Coccomyxaceae. The transcript has 7 exons. Gene Ontology annotation, cellular component: plastoglobule; chloroplast thylakoid membrane; chloroplast envelope.